Molecule: messenger RNA, 1611 nt
Organism: Schizophyllum commune H4-8
Lineage: Eukaryota; Fungi; Basidiomycota; Agaricomycetes; Agaricales; Schizophyllaceae
Exons: 5
Coding region: 296-1162 (288 amino acids)
Source: RefSeq, a predicted model, not a curated record
CUGUUGCAUGCCACGUUCGGACUUCACGCUGUACCAUGGACUUCUCGCUACCUAUCUCAAAUCACUUUCAAUGUCCCUGUACGCCUCCCAAUUUGUCAUUGUGCCAUACUUCUGCGUGCACGCCGACGAAGUUCAACCGUGGGAAGUGCUGCGGGCCGGGGCCCUUAAUUGACAUCAGCACGUGGGGCUCCGUCAAUCAAUAUAAAGUGGCCGCGGACAUGGGAAUCGCUCGACGGCUUGCCUCCCGCGUUCGUCAGUCCACGUCGUUGUUCCCAUCUUACGACGUUUCCUCACCAUGUACGCCUUCACGACUGUUCUUUCGGCCGUCUCUGCGCUCGUCGUGAGCGUUCGCGCGGCGCCCAUGCUCAUGGCGCCACUCGCGGCGGUUCAACUCACGGGACGCGACGUCGUCGCGCCUCCCAUCACGUCCCCGAAUGCGUCGACGACAUGGAACGUUGGGGAGACGGUGACGGUCACUUGGGAUACGUCGGACCUGCCUCCUGAGUCGCAGAUAACGAACAAGGAGGGGAAGAUUGUGCUGGGGUACCAGACCGAGGAUAGCAUGCACCUUCAGUAUGAUAACCCACUGGCGCAGGGCUUCUCCAUCACGCUGGGGUCGUACAACGUCACGGUACCGGAUGUGGAGGAGCGCUCGGACUAUAUCAUCGUUCUCUUCGGUGACUCCGGCAACUCGAGUCCCAAGUUCACGAUCACUGGUGGUUUCUCGCCCGGCAGCUCGUCUGUUGCGCCCACUACGACCGCGAAUGAGGCCAGGGAGACGACUGCAUCGGACGAAGUCACUGCUCUGACGAGCAUCAUCUCGACGCCCAUCCCCAUCACUGGCACGAAGUCGCUCUCCUCUGCUGCGAACAUUCCCUCCGGCACUAUCGUGACGGAGACGUCAGUUGCCCAAGCCACCACCGCCGAGACUGUCACCCAGUCCGACGUUACGACGACCGAGUCUUCCUCGCCCUCGUCAACCUCAGCGUCCUCCGCCGCAUCUUCGUCGUCUUCAGAGUCCUCAAGUUCUGCCAAUGCGAGUGGAACCUCCGCGGCAGCGGACUCCGAGCCCUCCAAUGGCGCGUUGCGAAUGUUGCCCGGUAGCACGUCCACGGCGUCCUCGCUGUGCGCUGCGACCAUCCUGUUCGCCCUUGUCUUCUAACGAGGACAAGUCGAUUGUUAUGCGCUCACGACACACGCUCUCCCAUCGACAAUCUACUAUCCGCAAUGAAUAGGCGCCGAGCCUACGUUGCUUCAUGCACGAGCUCAUGUUACUUUUCUCCGCAAGCUCGUUGCUUGCCCGCAAUGUAGCCCCCCCUUCACUGCGUGGGCCUACGUUGCUUUCUUGCACGGCAUACGUUGUUUCCUUCGUGGAACCGCUUUGCUCUCUCCGGACUAACGUCCGCAUGUCCACCCAUCUACGAUAACUCAUCUACAACACCAUUAGUGUAUGCGCGUACUAACCACGCGCAUCGUCAUGUUUUACGACUAGGCAUAUCAUCUACGACCCAGUGACAUUUGUCUGGUCUCCAUAGCUAACCAAGAACACUUAACCACUUCAUGUAUAGUACUAGUAGGACGAUUCGGAAUGCAAUGCAUCUAGUUUUGGAA